Messenger RNA from Vombatus ursinus (common wombat), 1150 nucleotides. RefSeq names its product low density lipoprotein receptor class A domain containing 2 (gene LDLRAD2). Gene Ontology annotation, molecular function: protein binding. NCBI's taxonomy places the organism in Eukaryota, Metazoa, Chordata, Mammalia, Diprotodontia, Vombatidae. Bases 1 to 714 code for a protein of 237 amino acids. The transcript has 4 exons. The record is from RefSeq and is a predicted model, not a curated record.
AUGUCCUGCCUCAAACCAAGACCUCCUUUCCUGGGGCUUCCCCCAAGCCUCCUCUUGCUGGGAGCUCUCAUCCUGGUGGCAUCAGCCCUGGAAGCAGUCAAUCUGGUGGAGUUCUGUGACCAGAUCCUCCAGGGGGAUGGGAUGAUUGUCCGCUCCCAUCCAGAUUCCCGGAAAUUCUACUUUGUGGCUGUUGAAACAGACUGCUGGCUCACUGUGCAGGCUGCAUCUCCCCAAGACAGGGUCCUGUUCCAGUUCCGUUUCUUUCUGGUAUACAGCCUGACCCAGCCUCCACCUUCUGAGCUGCCCCAGACAACCACCUCUGGGCUCAGCCAGCCCAGUGAGGAUCUCUGCACCAGUAGCUCCUAUCUGCAAUUCUAUGAUGGCCCAGCCAAGGAAGGUCCCCGCCUUGGGAACCCAUUAUGUGGACUGACCAUCCCAGGUCCGGUCGUGUCCACAGGCAGAUCCCUGAGCCUGCGCCUAGUGACGAGGGGCCAGCUGCCCAGGGUAGAUUUCGUCGGGGACUUCACCUCAUUCCGAUUAGCUCUCCUGAUCCCAGGCUCCAGCAUCUCCACCUGUGGCCCAGGCCUCUACUUCCUCUGCCGUAACAAGAGGUGCAUCCCCCAGAGCCUGGUGUGUGACACCUGGGACAUCAACAACUGUGGGGAUGGCAGUGACCAGACAUCCCACCCCCCUGCCAGCUGCAGAGCCCUAUGAUGUAGACAGAGCAGAGGAGGAAAUGCAGGCCCCAAGAGAUGGAGUAAAAGUGGAUGUUCUGGAAAGGGGGAUGACCUUGGAGUCAGGAUGCGAAAUUGAAUCUGGGAUCUACCAUUUAUCCCACUAUGACCCUCUGACCCUGCCCAAGUGUUGGCCUCAUCUCCUCUUUGACCCCCCGGUACCUGGGGACCUUUUUAAGGAGGUCUCCUGGGUCACACAGUUACAAGGAAGAACUGCUGCUUCUAUAUGAGGGGCCAAAGUCUGAGGUCAAAGGUUGGUCUGAAGAGUCUCUGUAGGGUCUUCUCCCUCAGUGGUCUUGAAUGACAUUUUAGCACUUUAAUGUUUACUAAGAGCUUUCCUCACGGCAGAAAGAACUAUCACCUCCAUUUUCCAGAGGAGGAAACUGAGGCUCAGAUAAAAGUAACAUCCCUGGUCA